Molecule: messenger RNA, 1035 nt
Organism: Penicillium atrosanguineum
Lineage: Eukaryota; Fungi; Ascomycota; Eurotiomycetes; Eurotiales; Aspergillaceae
Exons: 8
Coding region: 1-1035 (344 amino acids)
Source: RefSeq, a predicted model, not a curated record
AUGUCUACUUCAGCGGCUGAGCUUAGCCUGACAGCAGAUGAGCAACAUAUACAGUCGCUCACUUAUGGUUUGAUUAUUAGCUCGUCACUUCUGUCCCUGAUUGUCGUCAGCUUGAGACUUUACACAAGAGCGGUCAUUAUCAAGCUAUUUGGGUUGGAUGAUAUUGCCGUUUGCAUCGCGCUGGUUGUGACGCAAUGUUUCAACGGGCUAGGGGUUGCUGUCGUCUAUUAUGGAGAAGGCCGACACUUUGAGAACGUGUCUGCCGAAGAUCGAGCAACCUGGCUAAAGCUCUAUUAUGCGGCGAUGUGCAUCUAUCUCUACGCCUCGCUAUCGGUGAAGAUGAGCUUGCUGUUGUUCCUACGACGGAUCUUCGUAAAGUCCUGGAUUAAAUGGCUUACGGCGGGCUUGAUGGUCUUCCAAGUUCUAUUCUCGGUAUCCGGAUCUCUGGUUCUGGCUUUCCAGUGUGAUCCUCCAAGGGCUGCAUUUGACUUGACAAUCAAAAACGCGACUUGUUACUCUCAGUUCAAGCUGUUCCAAAUCGUGUUAUACCAAGCGGUGCUCAUUUUUGUCGCCGAUAUAAUCAUGCUGCUUGCGCCCGUGCCAAUUCUGUACGGCUUGCAGAUGCCAACGAGGAAAAUCGCUGCCUUGAUGGCAAUUUUCGGAACAGGUAUAAUCGCCUGUAUUGCCCCCGUCGUUCGCUUCAGCACGCUAGAUUAUCUGCGCAAAGGGACUACGGAUCUGACCUUCGAUUCAGCAUCGUCUCUAUACUGGAUGGUCAUCGAGUUCAAUCUAGGUCUCGUCGCCGGCUCUCUCUCAUCUCUGAAACCACUCCCAUUCUUCCGCCGUUUCGGGUCAAGUAUAAACUCGAAAGACACCGAAUCAACCGGCAACACACCACAUGAGCUCGGGGAAGUCAGUGCUGGUGAGAUCAAACGCAGCAGGAAAAAGGGACAUUUGGGGAUGGGGACGUCUAUACUGGAGGAAAGUGUAAACGAGAGCCAAGAGCGCAUCAUUCUUACAAAUCACAUGGGAUGA